Molecule: messenger RNA, 828 nt
Organism: Helianthus annuus (common sunflower)
Lineage: Eukaryota; Viridiplantae; Streptophyta; Magnoliopsida; Asterales; Asteraceae
Exons: 1
Coding region: 1-828 (275 amino acids)
Source: RefSeq, a predicted model, not a curated record
AUGGAUUCCAAACUCCAUCCCGCCCUCACUGUCUCAAACAUCAAGACUCAUGUUCCCAUCAUUCUUGACAAAGACUCCACCCAUUAUACAACUUUGAAAACCUUAUUCAAGGUUCACUGCCAGAUCUACGAUGUCAUGGAUCACCUAUCUCCAAAACCCGCCGCCGCCUCUACUUCCUCGGACGCAUCAGCCGCUGAUAAGGUUGAAGCGGCGGCUGCCGAUGCCCUAUGGUCUCGCCUGGAUGCUCUUGUCCUUCGGUGGAUUUACGCCACCAUAUCUCCUGCUCUUUUGCAUACUAUCCUCAAACCCGGACAGACCGCUCAUGCCGCUUGGACCUCGGUUGAAAGUAAAUUUAAUGGCAACAAGAAUACCCGGGCAGUUUUUCUAGGCCAAGAAUUUGCCAACCUGUGCCUUGAGAACUUUUCGUCCAUGGCAGACUAUUGUCAGAAGGCCAAGCACCUGGCUGAUCAACUUGAUAGUGUCGGCUCACAUAUUGAUGAUCGCAUGCUCGUUUUCAAAAUCUUGACCGGCCUCACCGAGCAAUAUGACGGGAUAUCUACAGUGCUCCAGAAUCGUGACCCGUUACCGGACAUCAAUGAAGUUCGCUCUCGCCUGACCAGGGAAGAAACGAAGGAAAAGAGACACGCCACUCGGGCCGCCCAGUCGUCCGCCACUGCCCUCGCCGCCACUGUUACUCCUCAAACACAAAGCCCCACUCAACCAGCCCCUGCCUAUGCUCCAUCUGAUCGCAGCCGCGGUCGGGCUCGAGGACGCGGUCGCGGUCGGGGCCGUGGUUCUUCUAACCGUGACCGCGGGUAUGCACAGUAG